GAACAACCCUCACCCCAAACAAUGGUGCGGGAUUUAUAUUAUGAAAAAAAAUCAUCAUUGUAAAAAUUUGUCUGCUUAUGUGGUACUAAUUCAUUAAAAGUCCUUACAACGAUGAGAAUGGAAGAAGCAAUGGAGCAACCGAUACUUCCGGGACAACUUGAUAUAUUUGAUGAACAAUCUAAUCAAGAUCAUAGCUGCUGGUUAUGCCAGAGCGUCAAUCGUCCUCUUGCUCCGCUAUUUUCAGAAGACCCUUCGUCGGAACUAAACAGGCAGCUGAUUUUUACUUGUUUGGAAAUUGAGGUUCAUCACCGCAAUGCGGAUGCCUCUGUAUGCACCGAUUGCAUCGAUAAACUGAAUUCUUUCAGCUGGUUUAGUCACCAGGUUAAGGGUAAUGAUUCAUUUUUGAAGCAAUUUCCGGAGGAGUUCAUCCGCGAUGGUGAACGGUUCUGUCGAUUGUGUUUGGCUACCAAUGGACAUCUGCAUCAAGAGUUUUUCGAGGAUGGGCAGCCAAACUUUGAACUUGGUGCCAUUAUCGAGGAAUGCACCGGGGUAGAGGUUAAUUGUUACCGGAACUAUAAGUCACAUAUCUGCACCAUGUGUCGGACGCAAUUGGAGAUGUUUGUUACCUUCAAACGAAUAUGCCGUCAUAUUCGAGAGAAAAAUAAAAUGGAAUCUUCAAAUGAAACGGAAGAAUUUUCGUUUGAGCCGGUGGAAGAUGAAAACGGUACGGCCUUGCUUGGUUUUCUGCUUAGCGAUGAUGAAUCCAAUGAACAGAAAGCCAAACGAAAGCGCACAGAAAAAGAUCUGCCAAAAAGCAAACCAAAAAAAGUUAAAAGCAGUACAUUUCCGACGGUUAAAAAAAAAACUUGGAAGACCGUGGAUCGUAAGGAUAUUUUUCGUAUGCUGUGGUCUGCGGAUGACGAGCGGAGUUUCGAAGUCAUCAAAGAGAAAAAGGGACGAGCGAGCAUAUGUGUUGCCGGCUAUGUAUUCUACUUCUGUAAUGUAAAACCAGACGGUUCCAGUGUUUGGAAUUGCGAAUGGAGAAAGCUGCACAAAUGCUCGUCUGUAGCGUCCGUCAGUGCCGAUGGAAAAAUUGCAUCUCUCAGCAAAAAUAUGCAACACACUCAUGGAACCGGAACUUCACGACUGAUGAUGUGUCCACCUGGAAAAGGAUUCAUUCUCCAAAAGGACGGAACUAAGGAACCGUUAUGGCUGCUGCAUUUCUUGACCGCCGGCAGGAGUCAAGACCGGCAGUUAAUAUACCGCGGUCGGCGGUAUUCGCUGAAUACAAUUAAUAACGAUAACGAUACUAGCGAAUGGAUUUGUAGGCACAAAUCGUGUCGUUCUGUCAUUACUGUUACCGGUAUAUUCAAGCUUAUCACCCCCUUACGGGGUGUGCACCAACAUCCCCAAAUAACGGAACAGGAAAUUCGGGAAGCUUUAAUUUCGUGCAAGAUAAAGAAGACGUCAGAAGACGUGAUCACUCCGUUUCGGGAAAAGAAUGUUUUGGAGUGGCGCAAUAAAAGCAACUCCAUAGACAAACUAACGGCUCCUCAAAUAUACACAACACUAGCUUCUAGAGAUGCCGAUCGAAAUUAUGAAGUAUUUGAAAUUCGUGGGAAUCGAUACAAAAUACUACACCGAGGCCAUUUCUACAAAUAUUACUUGCGGGAAACGGGUGGAUCUUCUAUAUGGAAGUGUGUAUGGGAAAGUAUUCACAAUUGUAUGGCCAUAAUCGCAGUGUCGAAUGAUGGGAAAACUGCUUCCAAUUACGGACAGGUAGAGCACACUCAUCCUUUUGAAUUUGCCGACAUUUUCACCUACCACUUGAAGGAAUAUUCGGUUCGGAAUAUUACCGGCGAGAUAUAUGAAACUGUCCAGUUACUUUCCCGGGAGUGUUUAUAUUUCUUCAGUCGAGCGAUAGUACAUCAAAAUCAUAUUUACAAUCUGCGACUCAUCGUUAAUUCUGAAACCAGAUGGGCUUGUCACAGAUUGGACGCUCAGAGAAGGCAAUGUCCGGUUGUGUUUAUUGUAAAUGGUCACUUCGAAACAUUUUUGAUUAAGGGUGAACACUGCCAUACACCAAUGUCGAAACAUGAGCUCGAACAGAUCGUAAAACCGGGAAAUAUUUUAGAGCUAUCCGCACUGAAAAGCGAUGAGCAAGUAUCCAAUGACGAUACGGUGGACUCUAUCAAUUUGCUGAGUAUGCUAAAGCAGCAACUUUUUACGUAUCCCGCCGGACGUGGUACCAUCUGGGACAAAGGUGAAAACAAAUAUUUCUCAUUUUAUUUCGUCACCGACAACAACAACAAGAGGAGUGAGAAUCCUUACAAGGUGUUCUAUCAGCAAUACCGCUACUCGUUUGCAUCGAUCAACGAAGACGGCACUAGUCAAUGGAUUUGCUGUAAGUUGAUCAACACUAACACGAAACAGGGAGGAACAUGCACGGCCCAUCUUACCAUCGAAGGGUUAUUUAAACGUAUAACGGCUAAAGGCAGCCACAAUCAUGACGGUAUUCCCAAAACUAUGGUGGAAUAUCUGUGCAGUAAUAGUAAUAAUGUGAUGUGAAUAGUUGUAGGAUUUGGGUAAAUUGUAUUUUAAAAAGUGUCAUUAUUUAUUAUCUCGCUCUAUCGAAUAAAUCGCCAUUUCUCGCUUGAAUAGUAAGUCAAUAUUAGUAGGAAUUUUUUUUAAUAAAAUGAACAAUAAUGUGUGAGUGCAAUGGUCAACUAUCUGUUAUCCGAAUCAGACCAAUACGGUAUGACUUAACCUCAU
Malaya genurostris is the source of this 2772-nucleotide messenger RNA. RefSeq lists its product as uncharacterized. NCBI's taxonomy places the organism in Eukaryota, Metazoa, Arthropoda, Insecta, Diptera, Culicidae. The transcript is spliced from 3 exons. Gene Ontology annotation, cellular component: nucleus. Gene Ontology annotation, molecular function: zinc ion binding. The record is from RefSeq and is a predicted model, not a curated record. The coding region runs from base 112 to 2568 and encodes 818 amino acids.